AAGAGAGAGAGAGGGGGAAGCGGGAGUGCGCUUUCCGUGUCUGGUUAGUGGACUGACAGCCAGCUGUGCGGCUACAACGACAACAACAACCUCCUGGAUUUUCUACAUACAACUAGAUUAGUGUUGGUCUGUUACUGAUCAUUAUCUUGCACUAUAUUUAGUUUUUGAAGUGAGGACUCGACAGCAUAAAGCUAAAAGCAGUAUCGUCGGCGGUUUCCGUGCUAACUAGCUAGAAGAGCAUUCCUCCAACAUGAAUCCGUUGUGUGGCAGAUGUAAUCUAGUCGUAUACCCCACGGAAAAAGUGAAUUGUCUGGACAAGUACUGGCAUAAAGGAUGCUUCAGCUGCGAGGUCUGCAAAAUGACUCUAAACAUGAAGAAUUACAAAGGCUUCGAGAAGAGACCUUACUGCAAUGCACACUACCCCAAGUCAAACUUCACCUGUGUGGCUGACACUCCAGAGAACCUCCGCCUCAAACAGCAGAGCCAGAUGCAGAGCCAGGUUCGCUACAGGGAGGAUUUUGAGAAGAACAAAGGGAAAGGUUUCAGCGUGGUCACAGACACUCCAGAGUUGCAGAGAAUUAAGAAAUCGCAGAACCAAAUCAGCAAUAUUAAGUACCAUGAGGAUUUUGAGAAGAGGAAGAUGGGAGGAGAGGUUCCAUUUCAGAAGCCGAGCAACCCAAGCCCAGGAGCUUUCCAGCCGCCUGCAGCCUCUCCGAACUUCCACUAUGAGCAGGCUCCUGAACCCGUGCAACCGGCGGCCGCCGCCCCGCCGCCCAGCUCUGGGAAGCGAUACAGGGCAGUGUACGAUUACGCUGCUGCUGAUGAAGACGAGGUUUCCUUCGUGGACGGAGAUGUGAUCAUAGACGUGCAGCAGAUCGACGAGGGCUGGAUGUACGGCCGCGUGGAGCGCACGGGCCAGCAGGGCAUGCUGCCCGCCAACUACGUGGAGGCCGUCUGAGUGAAAGGGAGAGAAAAAGAGGGAGAGAAAAAGGAGGAGGUAGAGAAAGGGAGGGAAAGAAGGAAAUGAAAAGCCCAGUGCCAUCUCAUCUUAAAGCUGCUUCCUCUUGAUUUUACUCCUGUUCCCUGAUCUGUCCUGUGAGACCCUGAAACCCCCAACCCCCCCUUCUGCGUCCCUGCUCUACUCUCACUGUUUCACCACAGACACCUUCUACCUUUGGUCUGUCUGUCCUUCUCUGUCUGUCUGCCUGCCUCUUUGUCUGUCUGUCUGUGCUGAAGUCUGUCUCUGUUUGGAUGUUCCUCAUCCUCUCUUGUCUUUUCCCAAACCUGGCUCCGAUCUCAAGUGCUGUCUCAAGUGGAAAAAUGAAAGUCUUAAGGAUAAAACACACAGUUCAUUGCAGUAUGGCAGGGGUCAUGCCAUGCCACACGGCUCCAUCCUAGCUAUAGCACUUAAUCCUAGCACAACAUCAUGCAAAACUUAAGAGGAAGAAAAAGUCAAAUAUCCCCUUUUCCCUCGAGAGUCAGUCGCCACAGCUGAAGACGUUUAUUCUGUAAAGAAAUUAGGUUUAAUAAAUGUGGAUGGGUGUGGCAUAUUAUCACAGGCUUGUUUUUUUCUCAUUUAGCAUCUUUAGAUCUUGGCCAGACUGGAAACACAGUGCAGAAUCUCUGUGUAUCAGAAAGAAGCUUGAAUAUGUUUGACUUGUGUACAUUCCUUUAACCUCUAGCCCUGUUGCUGUUGCACCAAUCAGCCAGUUAUCAGUCUUAACAGAGAGGUUUUUAAUAUAUUUAUCGAUUGACACACAUCUCGCCAUUGUGUGCUCGGGUAGGCACCCUCGUGUUCAGCACUGCAUUGUGGGCAUCGUUGUAAAACUGGAAUUGUAGCCUAACUGAAGAGCACCUCCUGUAGUUGCCUUUCUCGGGCUCGUCGGAUACAGGAGGGAUCAGGGACAAGUUAGGGGACAUUAUCAGUCCAUCUCUAGCAGCCACACUGAAUACUUCACCUCAGUCGGCGUGGAUGCACCCUUAUUCCUGUUUUUUGCAGCCUGAAUGCCUUCAGUCCUGAGUGAAUCACAAAGUUAAGGUGAUCAAGGUUAUACUGUUAGGAAAAAGGAGAUGGGAACAUGUCCUUCCCCCUUUUUUGCUACAAAAUCACCAAGAAAACACAUUCAUAAAAGAGAAGGCCAAGCACAACUCUAUAUUGUGAUUUUUUUCUUUCCUUUUCAAUCAUUCCACUGUUUUUGUGAGUGAACAUUCCAACCUUUUGUUUUCCAUUCAAUGUGAGAGAAAUUGUCGAAUCCUUGGCUGUGGUAAAUGUUGUUUUCAUGCUGUUCUUUCUUUUUGCCUUUCUUGUUAUUGUUAUUGUAAAAUAAUUAUUUUCAAAAAAAAGUCAGUGUAUCAAAUUAAUUAAUUAACCUGCAACUCGAUUUAUGAACCAAGGCAGACUUGUGUGGUCGUGGUAUUAGAUCAGUUUUGGGAUUUUUCAACCUGCAGUUUCAGGUCAGACCGGUGCUAGCAGCCGGGAUAAAAAAUCAUCCAAAUGCUUGCAUGUUCAUGCCUGUCUCUGAUAAGUGCAUUCUCGUUUAUGCUCUUUAAUAUUCUGGAGUUUCAAAAAGAGAAUCAUGUUACCAAAUGGCGUUUAAAAUCAGCCCUGGUCUUUAAAACUUCCUAAAGCCAGGCCUGUCACCCGCCUGUCAGGGUUUGAGCAACGAUGUCAGACACAAAGUUUUGUUCUGUCCACCUGCCGGGUGAAUCCCAAAAUCUGAUCACUCAAUCUGCCGAGAUUUACGAGCAUCUGGUCAGUGUUGGUCAAAAAAGAUUGAAAGGAUGUUGGUUCAUAAACACAAAAUCAAGCAUUUAAGUUGCUGGCUAUUACACAGAAAUGCUGUAUCAUUCCUUCACUCUAAAUACUUUGUUUCUGUGAGGACCUUUUUAUAUGAUUUAAAAAAAGAUAUUGACCAUUACUCAGUGGUGUAAAUAAUCUCACAGGCCCCUCCCUGACCAUACACACCUCUCCCCGUUUUCUUGCUGUUUUCUUCUCCUGUGAUGCACUGUGACUGUCACAGACAUGAGCGAUCAGGGCGGUUUCUAAGGUGGGUUGGGGGUGGCGGAAAAAAAGUUCAGCUUUAUUCAAAGAAAAAAGGCUCUCACUAUGUAGCUAGAUUACAUUGUACAAUUGUAUAUGUAUCAUAAAGGUAAGUUAGGGACAUGUUUUUACAGGUCAUGGUGCUCUGGGAAGUAGCUUGCCUGCAGAUUAGAGUGGUUCAUAUUUUUUUGUGAAUGUGGCUGAGGGGACGUAAUGUGAAAAAAUACAGUUUGGUGCAAGUUGGUGUUGAACAUUAAUAACAUUCUAACUUUCUAAUGUGAUUAAUUGUGACAGUGCUGAACAAUAAAUCAGAAAAUAGCAGCUCACAAACACACCAAACACAAUGAACACACUGUAUGUAUGCCUGUAAUUUGCAUUGACCUACACUUGACAAUAGGACAAGUUUAUUUGCAAAACAGAUGCUUGAUGGGAAAGCUGUUUUAGAGCUCAUGGUUGUGUUUUUCUCUUGAGUAAACUGAAGAGUUGGUGGUUGGGCUUCAAGUGAAACUAUUGCUGUUCCCGGCUGAUGAUGAUGUUUGCUCAGAUAUAUUUAAAAACAAAGCUACUCGGCGGAUUACAUCCAAUCAAAACGUUACGUUGUCUCAAGGGGCUUGGAUUUGGACACUUUGUUUUCUGGAUUAAGUGGAAAAAGUGGCCAGAGAUGGGCCAGUGUUGAGUAAGUGUCGUUAAGGAUGGAUUUGUUAAGUCAAAUAUGAGCAUUUGGGGAUUUAAGAAUGCGGUGCUGGGAGGGGGUGACAGAGUGCUGAUCCAAUGCUCUGUAUCUCCCAGGCUGUGAGGCAGGGCAAGUUGUUUGUCUGACCUGGAUAUUAGUCAGGGGUAACCACUUGCGCCAAAUACUGCUCUUCUGCUCUGGCAUCACUCAUCUACUGAACUGUAACCUCAUAUCAUAACCCUGUUUCCAUUCAGUUUCUGUCUAGUACCCUUUCCAUCUGUCUGCUGAGACCCCUCUUUACUUCAGCCUUCAUCGUAGGCUCCUGCGCUUCUGAUAAAUCAUUCCCCGCUUCUAUGAUACUGGUUUAUAUACUGUAGACUUUGCGGAGUGAAAUCAUGUAAUCCACAAUCGGGUUUAGCAUUCAGACCAUUUUGUGCAUUCCAUCUUAAAUUGUUUUGUUUUUUGUAUAAUUUUGUUAUUUUUUAAAUAAAAAAAUAAAGAUACCAUAUGCACAUUGACAUACACGUGUAUUUAGAACUCAUUCUGGAUACAGUCAGAAUUAAGGACCUGAUAUCAUCUCGUUGCCCUGUUACAGCACAUCAAAUUGUACUUAUGAUUCUGCAGAUUCAAUAAAAUGUCAUUUUUUCUCAAA
Notothenia coriiceps (black rockcod) is the source of this 4365-nucleotide messenger RNA. Its product is annotated as LIM and SH3 domain protein 1-like. Gene Ontology annotation, molecular function: actin filament binding. Bases 251 to 958 code for a protein of 235 amino acids. The record is from RefSeq and is a predicted model, not a curated record. Gene Ontology annotation, cellular component: focal adhesion. NCBI's taxonomy places the organism in Eukaryota, Metazoa, Chordata, Actinopteri, Perciformes, Nototheniidae. The transcript has 7 exons.